Spodoptera exigua (beet armyworm) is the source of this 642-nucleotide messenger RNA. Lineage: Eukaryota; Metazoa; Arthropoda; Insecta; Lepidoptera; Noctuidae. The record is from the annotation of a GenBank genome assembly.
GUCGAGAUAGAUGUCGCUUUUGAGCCGACGCGAGUCGACCCCAAGCUAGCUUGCUCUGGGAACAUUUGCUUCGAGCUCCAUACAUUUUCUUCUGGUUCUCUACGUCUAUAGUUUGGUUGUGCACCAGUUCAAAAAUAAUUUCAAAAUUUUUGCCCUCAGGAAAAAAGUUAAAAUGACGGACAAGCCUAAGCGUCCCAUGUCAGCUUACAUGCUGUGGCUGAACAGUGCCAGGGAACAGAUCAAGUCUGAGAAUCCCGGCAUGAAAGUCACCGAAAUUGCCAAAAAGGGUGGCGAGAUCUGGAAAUCGAUGAAGGACAAAUCUGAAUGGGAGGAAAAGGCCGCCAAAGCCAAGGAGCAAUACGCGAAAGACCUUGAGUCAUACAACGCCAACGGAGGAGGUGGCGAGGGUGGCGGCAAGAAGGCACAGAAGCGAGGAAAGAAGGGCGGCAAGAAGGCGGCACCUGCUAAAUCCAAGAAAAAGAAGGAGGAGUCAGAAGAUGAGGAUGGUGAUGAAGAGGAAGAGGAAAGCGAAUGAUCUCCCAACUUAAUACGACAUUACUGUUCAUAUUGAAUAAUUUACUUGGACUUAAUUUAUUACAAAGUAAAAUGGGACUGACUUUCCAAAGUCUGUAUGACAUUUCA